Messenger RNA from Fusarium graminearum PH-1, 861 nucleotides. RefSeq lists its product as uncharacterized. Gene Ontology annotation, biological process: mRNA splicing, via spliceosome. The record is from RefSeq and is a predicted model, not a curated record. Lineage: Eukaryota; Fungi; Ascomycota; Sordariomycetes; Hypocreales; Nectriaceae. Gene Ontology annotation, molecular function: GTPase activity; U5 snRNA binding. The coding region runs from base 226 to 657 and encodes 143 amino acids. The transcript has a single exon. Gene Ontology annotation, cellular component: U4/U6 x U5 tri-snRNP complex; cytosol; U2-type catalytic step 2 spliceosome.
AAGAUAACAACGCUGCUGGACCCCUGCCCCAGAUGAUCAAGAUACACACAAUGACCAUCGAUACAGAACGAAUACUAACAUGAGACAAUAGCGAUACGAAACACAAAGUUCAAGGUUACAGACGUGCUUCUGGCCAACGAGGCCAUCUUCCGCGGAGGUGGCCAGAUCAUCCCCACAUCUCGCCGAGCAUGCUAUUCUUCCUUCCUCAUGGCAUCGCCUCGCCUUAUGGAGCCUGUCUAUUCAGUCUCUGUGACAGGACCUGAAGAGUCAUACAUGGAGGUUUACAACGUGCUUUCACGUCGUCGCGGCCAUGUUCUAUCGGAUGGUCCUGUUGCCGGCACGCCGCUAUAUCGCGUCAACGGAUUGCUACCAGUCAUUGAUAGUUUCGGUUUUGAGACAGAUCUGCGAAUCAAGACUCAGGGUAGCUCCAUGGUGAGUCUUGUGUUUGACAGCUGGAGUAUCGUGCCUGGUGAUCCUCUCGAUCGCGAGCAGAUCAUCCGCCCCCUCCAGCCUGCUACCGCACAAGCCACCGCUCGCGACUUCGUCCUCAAGACACGAAAGCGCAAGGGUCUCAGCGAAGACGUUAGCGUCAAGACGUUCCUCGAGCCCGAAUUCUACCAGAGCCUAAUGGAAAGCGGAAUGCUGGGGGAGAUCUAGAGCACUGAAAAAGUCCAGAUGGUUUAAUGCGAGAGGCAGGGGUUCAACCUGUGAAACAAGGGUUGCGUGGGCAAGCUCCUUCAAGGAUCUUGUUGUAGCUUAACCCCAAAAGGUCGGGAUCUUUUGCUAUAGAAAAUAUAUAGUCAUAGACUAGGGCUUGGACAACGUGUGUUUUGCUACAAGGAUGAAAGUUGAAAGAUUGGU